Molecule: messenger RNA, 2500 nt
Organism: Pimephales promelas (fathead minnow)
Lineage: Eukaryota; Metazoa; Chordata; Actinopteri; Cypriniformes; Leuciscidae
Source: RefSeq, a predicted model, not a curated record
CACACUGCCGUGUGUUUCGCCUGUGGUGAAGCGGGGAAGGAAGAUACAGUGGAGUCGGAGGAGGAGAAGUUCAGCCUGUCUCUGAUGGAGUGCACAAUCUGCAACGAGAUCAUCCACCCCAGCUGCCUGAAGAUGGGGAAGUCCGAAGGCAUCAUUAACGAUGAGAUCCCAAACUGUUGGGAAUGUCCAAAGUGCCACAAGGAAGGAAAGACCAGUAAGGAUCAAGGAGACGGUUUGGGAAAGCGACGCAUGGACAACGGGGAAGUGAGUCGCUGGAAGCUCACGGAUGAUCCUCCACCCAGUAAGAAAAAGAGCUUGUCUCUGGAAGACUCGACUCGACUCGACGGGCCGAAACGCAAGAAGGAGAAGGACGUGCCUCAGGAGGGAGGCUCCAAGAAGAAGAUCAAAGGUGCCCGUGAGAAACAUCUGAAAAAGAAAGCGAAACCCAACUCCUCUGACUCGUCUGAAGCGAACGGGCCGAACGCAUCGGUGUCAGUCGGUCACGGCUCCGGCUCAGCUCCGGCUCAGCCCUCGUCCCUGACGGCCAGCCAGGACCAGCGUUCCCAUCACCGGGAGAAACUGGAGCGCUUCAAGCGCAUGUGUCUGCUGGAGCGAGUGCGUGACUCCAGCUCCUCGUCCUCCUCCAGCUCUGAGACGGACUCUGAGUCGGACUCGGACUCUCCGUCUCCCAUCGGCGCCUCGGAACCGUCGCCUCCGGCGUACGGGAGCAUGCGUGAGCGAGAGCGGAACCGGCGCCUGGCGGAGCUGGGCUUCAGCGCGAGCGAGGACUCUGAAGGAGAGAGCGUGCCGGAGCCAGAGCCGGAGCCCGACGAGCCUCAGCCGCAGCGCCGCCGAGGAGACGCUAAUCCCAGAGCCCGUAAGCCGGUUCUGGACCCCGAAGCGGACGAGGAUGAGGACGGCUCAGCGGAUCGCGGUCACAAACCUCUGGCCCCGCCCUCUCCACUGUCUGCCACGCAGCCCGUCACACACACGCACACACAAACACCGGAUGGCCUGUCCUCCAAGCGCUCGAACGGGCAGGAGCGUAACGGGCGCUCGCGGGUCAGCAGGGAGACGCAGGAGAAGGAGAACUCAAACAGCACCGUCGCUAAUCACCGGCACGGCAAAGCUGUCCGCGGGAGCAAACUACGCGGUGGGAGCCGGCAAGUCCAGAGUAAGAGCGGCUCUAUGGCGGGUGGCUCUGCGACGGCUAACGGGAACAACACUGCAUCUAACGCUAAUGCUAGCGGCGUCUCUCUGCAGCGUUCGCAGUGCCGGCCGCUGAAGAGGAGCGCUGUGCCCGUGCCCUCGCCCAGACCUCUGCAGAUGGAGAGACACCUCGUGCGCCCGCCGCCCGCCUGCCCCGAACCACACCGGCUUCCGCUCGCCAGCGGAGACACACACACGCUAACCAGAGAUGCCUGGCUCCGCGUGUUCCAGCAGCUCAGCCAGCGCCAGCUGUGUGUGUGCAUGCGUGUGUGUCGCACCUGGAGCCGCUGGUGCUGUGAUAAGAGGCUAUGGACUCAGAUCGACCUGAGCCGGCAGCGCUCCAUCACUCCUCCGAUGUUGAGUAGUAUAAUCCGUAGACAACCUGUAUCUCUCAACCUGGGGUUCACCAACAUCUCCAAGAAGCAGCUCAUGUGGCUGAUCAACCGUCUGCAAGGUCUUCUGGAGCUGAACGUGGCCGGCUGCUCGUGGUCCUCGGUCUCGGCUCUCUGUCAGUCUGUGUGUCCUUGUCUGCGGCUCCUGGACCUCAGUCGCGUCGAGGAUCUGAAGGACUCGCACCUGAAAGAGCUGCUGGCUCCGCCCUCCAACGACACGCGCUCAGCUCACGGAGAGAACCGAGGCGGGCGCUUCCAGAACGUGACCGAGCUGCGAUUAUCUGGGCUGGAAGUGACCGACGCCAUGUCUCGUCUUUUGGUCCGGUACCUUCCCCACCUGACCAAACUGGACCUGAGCCAGUGCUGCUAUAUCACAGACCAGACCGUCCUCACGCUGACCUCAGCCAUCUCCCCGCUCCGAGAGAGCCUCACACACGUCAACCUGGCAGGCUGUGUGAAGGUGACGGAUCAGUGUUUGCCGCUGCUGCGCCGGUGUGUGUCAUUACAGACGGUGGAUCUGCGCUCUUGUGGCCUGAUGAACCCUGACCUCUGCCAAUUACACACCUUCCCCUGCGCAGACGACAGAGUGCUGAAGAACAGCUGAACACACACUCACACGCACACUCACACACACACACCUUCCCCUGCACAGACGACAGAGCACUGAAGAACAGCUGAACACAAACUCACACACUCUCAAACAUACCUUUCCCUGCGCAGAUGACAGAGCACUGAAAAACAGCUGAACACACACACACACACAUACUGACACACCUUCCCCUGCGCAGACGACAGAGCAUUGAAGAACAGCACAACACACACUCACUCACACACACACUACAGACUCAGACUCACUCGUUCGCUCUGUUUCAUUUCUGGAUCCGCCGUUUGUGAAUGGA